Lepus europaeus (European hare) is the source of this 2952-nucleotide messenger RNA. RefSeq names its product EPH receptor A3 (gene EPHA3). Gene Ontology annotation, biological process: axon guidance; cell surface receptor protein tyrosine kinase signaling pathway; protein phosphorylation. Gene Ontology annotation, molecular function: transmembrane-ephrin receptor activity; ATP binding; protein binding. The transcript has 17 exons. The record is from RefSeq and is a predicted model, not a curated record. NCBI's taxonomy places the organism in Eukaryota, Metazoa, Chordata, Mammalia, Lagomorpha, Leporidae. Bases 1 to 2952 code for a protein of 983 amino acids. Gene Ontology annotation, cellular component: neuron projection; plasma membrane.
AUGGAUUGUCACCUCUCGGUCCUCCUCCUGCUCAGCGGCUCUCUUCUCCUCUGCUUCGGGGAACUGACCCCGCAGCCUUCCAAUGAAGUCAAUCUACUGGAUUCAAAAACAAUUCAAGGGGAGCUGGGUUGGAUCUCUUAUCCAUCACAUGGGUGGGAAGAGAUCAGUGGUGUCGAUGAACAUUACACACCCAUCAGGACGUAUCAGGUGUGCAAUGUCAUGGAUCACAGUCAAAAUAACUGGCUGAGGACAAACUGGGUCCCCAGGAACUCAGCUCAGAAGAUAUACGUGGAGCUCAAGUUCACGUUACGGGACUGCAAUAGCAUCCCAUUGGUUUUGGGAACUUGCAAGGAGACUUUCAACCUGUACUACAUGGAAUCUGACGAUGAUCAUGGGGUCAAGUUCCGGGAGCAUCAGUUUACCAAGAUUGACACCAUUGCCGCCGAUGAAAGUUUCACUCAAAUGGACCUUGGGGACCGCAUUCUGAAACUCAACACGGAGAUUAGAGAAGUGGGUCCUGUCAACAAGAAGGGAUUUUACUUGGCUUUUCAAGAUGUUGGUGCUUGUGUCGCCUUGGUGUCUGUGAGAGUGUACUUCAAAAAGUGCCCAUUCACAGUGAAGAAUCUGGCGAUGUUUCCAGACACAGUGCCCAUGGACUCCCAGUCCCUGGUGGAGGUGAGGGGCUCUUGUGUCAACAAUUCGAAGGAGGAAGACCCUCCCAGGAUGUACUGCAGUACGGAAGGCGAAUGGCUUGUGCCCAUAGGCAAGUGCUCCUGCAAUGCUGGCUAUGAAGAAGGAGGCGUCAGCUGCCAAGCUUGUCGACCAGGCUUCUACAAGGCUUCGGACGGGAACUUGAAGUGCGCCAAGUGCCCACCUCAUAGUUCUACUCAUGAAGAUGGUUCAGUGAACUGCAGGUGUGAGAAUAAUUACUUCCGAGCAGACAAAGAUCCUCCAUCCAUGGCUUGUACCCGACCUCCAUCUGCACCAAGAAAUGUUAUCUCUAAUAUAAACGAGACCUCCGUUAUCCUGGACUGGAGUUGGCCCCUGGACACAGGAGGCCGGAAAGAUGUUACCUUCAACAUCAUAUGUAAAAAAUGUGGGUGGAAUGUAAAACAGUGUGAACCAUGCAGCCCAAAUGUCCGCUUCCUCCCUCGACAGUUUGGUCUCACCAACACCACUGUGACAGUGACAGACCUCCUGGCACACACUAACUACACCUUUGAGAUUGAUGCCAUUAAUGGAGUGUCAGAGCUGAGCUCUCCACCAAGACAAUUUGCUGCAGUGAGCAUCACAACUAAUCAGGCUGCACCAUCACCUGUCAUGACAAUUAAGAAAGAGCGAACAUCCAGAAAUAGCAUCUCUUUAUCCUGGCAAGAACCUGAACAUCCUAAUGGGAUCAUAUUGGACUACGAGGUCAAAUAUUAUGAAAAGCAGGAACAAGAGACAAGUUAUACCAUUUUGAGGGCAAGAGGCACAAAUGUUACCAUCAGCAGCCUCAAGCCUGACACUACUUAUGUUUUCCAAAUCCGAGCCCGAACAGCAGCUGGAUAUGGGACCAACAGCCGCAAGUUUGAGUUUGAAACUAGCCCAGACUCUUUUUCCAUCUCUAGUGAAAACAGCCAGGUGGUGAUGAUUGCCAUCUCAACGGCGGUAGCAAUUAUUCUCCUCACUGUUGUCAUCUAUGUUCUGAUUGGGAGGUUCUGUGGCUACAAGUCAAAACCCGGUGCAGAGGAGAAGAGGCUGCACUUUGGGAAUGGGCAUUUAAAGCUGCCAGGUCUCAGAACUUACGUGGACCCACAUACUUAUGAAGACCCAACCCAAGCAGUACAUGAGUUUGCCAAGGAAUUGGAUGCCACCAACAUAUCCAUUGACAAAGUUGUUGGAGCAGGUGAAUUUGGAGAGGUGUGCAGUGGUCGCUUAAAACUCCCUUCGAAAAAAGAGAUUUCAGUGGCCAUCAAGACCCUGAAAGUGGGCUACACAGAAAAGCAGAGGAGGGACUUCUUGGGGGAAGCAAGCAUUAUGGGACAAUUUGACCAUCCCAAUAUCAUUCGACUGGAGGGAGUUGUUACUAAAAGUAAGCCAGUUAUGAUUGUCACAGAAUACAUGGAGAAUGGUUCCUUGGACAGUUUCUUACGUAAACAUGAUGCCCAGUUUACAGUUAUCCAGCUGGUGGGGAUGCUGCGAGGGAUAGCAUCUGGCAUGAAGUACCUCUCAGACAUGGGCUACGUUCACCGAGACCUUGCUGCUCGGAACAUCUUAAUCAACAGCAAUUUGGUCUGUAAGGUUUCUGAUUUUGGACUUUCACGUGUUCUGGAAGAUGACCCAGAAGCUGCUUAUACAACGCGGGGAGGCAAGAUCCCAAUCCGGUGGACAUCACCAGAAGCUAUAGCCUACCGCAAAUUCACAUCAGCCAGUGAUGUGUGGAGUUACGGGAUUGUUCUCUGGGAGGUGAUGUCUUAUGGAGAGAGACCAUAUUGGGAGAUGUCCAAUCAGGACGUAAUUAAGGCUGUGGAUGAGGGCUAUCGCCUACCACCCCCCAUGGACUGCCCAGCUGCCUUGUAUCAGCUGAUGCUGGACUGCUGGCAGAAAGACAGAAACAACAGACCCAAGUUUGAGCAGAUUGUCAGCAUCCUGGACAAGCUUAUCCGGAAUCCCGGCAGCCUGAAGAUCAUCACCAGUGCGGCAGCAAGGCCAUCAAACCUCCUUCUGGACCAAAGCAAUGUCGACAUCGCUACCUUCCGCACAACAGGUGACUGGCUUAAUGGUGUCCGGACAGCACACUGCAAGGAGAUCUUCACAGGCGUGGAGUACAGUUCUUGUGACACCAUAGCCAAGAUUUCCACAGAUGACAUGAAAAAGGUUGGUGUCACCGUGGUUGGGCCACAGAAGAAGAUCAUCAGUAGCAUAAAAGUUCUAGAAACACAAUCAAAGAAUGGUCCAGUUCCAGUGUAA